AUGAAAGUGUGGAUAGUUUGUAGUUUUAUAACCUUCUUAAUUGGAACCCAUCCUACACUGGCUAAUCCACCAACUGUAGAAACUUCAUAUGGACCAAUUCUUGGAUCACACACUAUCAUCAAUUCCAAUCUAACGGUGCUCUCCUUCAAAGGAAUACCUUACGCAGAACCACCAGUUGGUAACUUACGUUUCGAGCCUCCAGUAGCAAAAUCACCAUGGACCGACCCACUAAACGCCACAGACUACGGAAGCUCGUGCAUCCAAGAAAACGGGUCGGGUAAUGAAGACUGUCUCUACCUCAACGUGUUCACCCCUAAACUCGAUGGUAAUUUGCCCGUCAUGGUUUGGAUUUACGGAGGCGCUUUCAUAAACGGUGCCGGCACGAACGACCCCGCCUACAUCCUGGACAAAGACGUGGUAUUCGUUUCCUUCAACUAUCGACUGGGUAUAUUCGGGUUUGUGAGCACGGGAGAUCUGGUGGCGCCCGGGAAUGCGGGACUCAAAGACCAGGUGCUGGCUUUGAAGUGGGUGCAAAGCAACAUCGCCAAAUUCGGAGGCAACCCUCGCAACGUGACGAUUUGGGGUGAAAGUGCCGGAAGUGCUUCGGUUUCUUAUCUGACACAAUCUAACCUGACUAAAGGUUUGUUCCAGGGAGCCAUUAUGGAAAGUGGUACCAGUCUUUGCUCGUGGGGCUUGACCAGGGAUGCCAAGGAGACGGCUUUCAUGGUGGGGAAGAAAUUGAAUAUAUUCACAACAAACUCCUCGAAAUUGAUAAAUAGAUUGAAACACGUGGAUGCCAAAAAGCUGCAACAUUCUUCUUCCUUUAUUUAUUUAUUUGAUGUUGGAACAAGGAACCCUUUGGACGGUCUUCCGUAUGGACCAGUUAUGGAACCAGAUCACGAAGGUGCCUUCUUCUCAAGUAAAAGUCACGAGUUGUUGCAAAAUGGAGGUUUCCACAAGGUUCCAAUGAUUAUUGGAUACAAUUCGGAAGAAGCAGUCUAUGCUGAUAACAUUCCAGACUUGCUGAAGUUGUUGUUGGUGAAGUACGAUUUCCAACCAACCAAUUUGGUACCAGACGAUAUGAAUAUAAAAUCAAGUCUGACUAAGUGGUUGGUGGGCAAUAAAAUCAAAUUCCACUACUUUGGACUCGAUCUUAUUCUAGCAAGCGACUCAAAACUGGCACAGUUCAUCAGUGAUGAUCAAUUUGUUCGGCCAAUCACCGAAACCGUCCGUCUUCAAUCAGCGUUAACUCCAGUUUACUUCUACGUUUUCUCCUACCAAGGCGUUUUGGGUACCACUUCAAACAGAACCAUGCCCGGUGUUGGACACGCUGAAGAACUAGAAUAUCUAUUCAAACGCAACAAAACCAACGCAAAUUCAUCAGAUCGAAGAUCCAUUGAGAGGAUGACCACAAUGUGGACCAAUUUUGCUAAAUUUGGAACGCCAACUCCGACAGAAGAUUCAUUGUUUGAUAAUGUGAUUUGGGAACCUGCUAGAACGUCGAAUGCUUCAUCAGAUCUCAAGUACUUGAACAUUGGAGUGAACUUAACUCUUGGAGUUAAUCCUAGUGAAAAAGCUAUACAUUUCUAUCAAGAUUUGUACGAUAAAUACGGAAAUCCACCUUAUACCUCAUAUUAAACUGAUUAUUUUAUAUAAAAAAAUUAACUUAUAUUAAUAA
Aethina tumida (small hive beetle) is the source of this 1678-nucleotide messenger RNA. Its product is annotated as juvenile hormone esterase-like. The transcript has 8 exons. The record is from RefSeq and is a predicted model, not a curated record. The coding region runs from base 1 to 1638 and encodes 545 amino acids. Lineage: Eukaryota; Metazoa; Arthropoda; Insecta; Coleoptera; Nitidulidae.